AUCACAAUAAUCUAAACUGGGCUUUAUUUUGCCGCCAAAUUGGUGCCACCGAGACAUCUUACGGCGGUAGGAAGCCACCAUUCACCUACUCCGGCAAUGGAAUUCGAAACGAGGGAACCACCAUCACCACCACCACACCCUAUGGAAACAGACACACUCGAUCCUCCUCCAUCACAAGAUCCACCGAGGAUCCACCGUCUCGACGAGUCCGUCGUCAACCGUAUCGCUGCCGGUGAGGUCAUCCAACGCCCCGUAUCCGCCGUCAAGGAGCUCAUCGAAAACAGCCUCGAUGCCGGUUCUACCUCCAUCAACGUCUCUGUUAAGGACGGAGGCCUCAAAUUCAUCCAAGUCUCCGACGAUGGCCACGGAAUCCGCUAUGAGGAUUUACCGAUUCUGUGUGAGAGGCAUACGACAUCGAAGCUUUCGGCAUUUGAAGAUUUGCAGUCGAUUAAGUCUAUGGGGUUUAGAGGAGAAGCCCUAGCAAGCAUGACUUAUGUUGCUCAUGUUACAGUCACCACUAUAACUAGUGGUCAGUUGCAUGGUUAUAGGGUAUCGUAUAGAGAUGGCGUGAUGGAGCAUGAACCUAGGGCUUGUGCUGCUGUGAAGGGGACUCAGAUAGUGAUUGAGAAUUUAUUCUAUAACAUGAUUGCGCGAAGGAAAUCUCUUCAGAGCUCUGCUGAUGAUUAUCCAAAAAUUAUAGAUCUGCUAAGUCGGUUUGCGAUCCAUCACAAAAACGUGAGCUUCUCAUGCAAAAAGCAUGGUGCAUCUAAAGCUGAUGUUCACUCAGUUGCUGUGUCUUCAAGGCUUGAUGCAAUCAGAUCUGUUUAUGGGGCCUCAGUUGCUCGUAGUCUGAUAGAAAUUGAAGCUUCAGAUGCUAAUUCUUCUAGUUCAGUUUUUGAAAUGAAUGGUUAUAUAUCCGAUUUCAAUUACUCCGCAAAGAAGACUACCAUGAUUCUCUAUAUCAAUGAAAGAUUAGUUGAGUGUACUGCUCUGAAGAGGGCAAUUGAAAUUGUAUAUGCUGCAACUCUGCCCAAAGCAUCAAAGCCUUUCGUAUAUAUGUCAAUUAUCUUACCUCCUGAGCAUGUUGAUGUUAAUGUGCAUCCCACAAAGAGAGAGGUGAGCCUUUUGAACCAGGAGGUCAUUGUUGAGAAAAUACAAUCAACAAUAGAAUCGAAGUUAAGAAAUUUCAAUGACUCGAGCACGUAUCAAGAACAUGUAGCAGUGGAUAGCUCUCCAUCCAGUAAAGUAGCUGCAAACAAAGCUUCUCCUAUAAACACAUCAACUCCCGGGUCCCAAAAAGUAUAUCCAUAUAAAAUGGUGCGGACGGAUUUACAGGAUCCUUCUGGAAGGUUGCAUGCCUACAUGCAAGUAAAGCCUUCUAGGCAACUUGAAAAAAACUGUGGUUUGAAUUCAUUGAGGUCUUCAAUCAAGCAAAGGAGAAAUCCGAAAGAAACUGCUGAUCUUACAAGUGUUCAGGAGCUUAUCAAUGAAUUUGAACAUGGUUGCCAUUCUGGUCUUUUGGACAUUGUAAGGAACUGCACAUAUGUUGGAAUGGCUGAUGAUGUUUUUGCUCUCCUUCAGCAUAAUACUAAUCUGUAUCUUGCUAAUGUUGUAAAUUUGAGCAAAGAACUCAUGUAUCAACUGGUUCUACAAAGAUUUGGUUACUUUAAUGCAAUACAAUUAAGUGAUCCGGCUCCAUUGCAAGAAUUAAUCAUGUUGGCAUUGAGGGAAGAGGAUCCAGAUUCAGAAGGCACUGAAAACGAUGACUUAAAAGAAAAGAUUGCUGAUAUGAACAUGAAGUUACUCACAGAAAAGGCUGAAAUGCUUGAUGAAUAUUUCGGCAUCCAUGUGGACCCACAAGGCAAUUUAUCAAGACUUCCUGUCAUACUUGACCAGCACACACCUGACAUGGACCGCGUUCCGGAAUUUGUUUUAUGUCUGGGAAAUGAUGUGGCGUGGAAUGAUGAGAAAAUUUGCUUUCAAACAAUAGCUGCUGCUCUCGGGAACUUUUAUGCUAUGCAUCCACCUCUACUGCCAAAUCCAUCAGGUGAUAACUCGGACUUUUACAAGAGAGAUGUUGAAGGAGUUGAUGACGAGUUAAUAUCAGAAGCUGAGAACGCGUGGGCCCAGCGAGAAUGGUCAAUACAGCAUGUUCUAUUUCCUUCUAUGCGACUUUUCUUUAAGCCCCCAACUUCAAUGGCUGCAAAUGGAACAUUUGUGCAGGUAGCAUCUCUGGAGAAGUUAUACCGGGUUUUUGAAAGAUGCUAGGAACUCCUAUGUUUGUUUGGCGCGUAGAUAGCAGGGCGGUUGUCGAUCAUCUAUGUCAGGUGUUCCAUAAGGUUUUGUUUUAGUGGUUCAUCAAUUGUCAUCAUCUCAUAUGUCUAGUGUUUCGAUUUUGCGCCUGCUGUGUGUAGAUGGUAGCAACUGCCAUCUGACUUGUCUUCCUCUACAUGUUUUCCAGUCACAUGAGUCAUUUUUCUUUUCCUAUCCAUUCGUAAUAUUUUAGUUAGGUUUAUUAAAAAAGAAAAAAAAAUCGUUUCUAAAAAAAUA
Helianthus annuus (common sunflower) is the source of this 2550-nucleotide messenger RNA. RefSeq names its product DNA mismatch repair protein MLH1. NCBI's taxonomy places the organism in Eukaryota, Viridiplantae, Streptophyta, Magnoliopsida, Asterales, Asteraceae. Gene Ontology annotation, biological process: mismatch repair. The record is from RefSeq and is a predicted model, not a curated record. Gene Ontology annotation, cellular component: MutLalpha complex. Bases 97 to 2268 code for a protein of 723 amino acids. Gene Ontology annotation, molecular function: mismatched DNA binding; ATP-dependent DNA damage sensor activity; ATP binding. The transcript is spliced from 16 exons.